Molecule: messenger RNA, 732 nt
Organism: Blastocystis hominis
Lineage: Eukaryota; Bigyra; Opalinata; Blastocystidae
Exons: 3
Coding region: 1-732 (243 amino acids)
Cellular component (GO): Golgi apparatus
Molecular function (GO): glycosyltransferase activity
Source: RefSeq, a predicted model, not a curated record
AUGCUUUAUCGAUUCCUGUCAAAUACAAGUUUUGCUCUGAAUGCCUCUAUAAAAAGGAAGGAUCCUGUCGUAGAAGGUAGAGAGGUGAGAGAAAUAAGCGAUGUGCACCUGGAGAUGCCUCGUCAUGGACUUCGCUCCUCGCAACUCACUCCAAGUCCUGAUUUGUUACCUUUGUUGGAAAAAGUCGCAAUCAAGAAAAACGUGAUUAUAUCAGUUUUCGAUUUUGCGUUCUUGCCACAGUUUUACAGUUUUUAUCACAGCAGUCUUCUUCCAUUGCAUAUUACCAACUUUAUCGCAUUUGCAAUGGACAAACGAACCUACAAAACAUUACAAGAUUGGGGGAUUCCAUCCGUCCUCCUUGAAUUGGAUAUUUCCAUCAGUACUUCUAGUUCCUCUGACUACGGUUCCUAUGCUUUUGCAACGAAAGCGAACAUGAAAACGCUCGCUGUGCUUCACGUUCUCCAGUGCAACUAUAAUCCGCUCCUCAGCGAUGUGGACGUCGUUUAUUUUAAGAAUCCGUUCGAAUAUCUGGGCACCGGCAAUUGGGACAUUCAAAUCCAGCGUGAAGAAAGCGCAGAUACAGCUCGCGAGCGAAACAGCGGCUUCAUGUUUCUGCACUUUGCUUUGUUUAUUGUAGUUACGUCGCGAACACGCCGCGAUCCAAUUCGCUCUUUAAUCAAGCAUGGAAAAACCACCUCGAAAAUCGAAGUAUGCGGCAUCAAGUGGCUCUGA